UCACCAUCCUGAUUUGGAAAUAUAUCUUUGUUCCUUCACUGUCAAUGGGUCAAAAUCAGUUUACUGCUCAACUGAGGCAUUAUAAACACAUUGUUUUGUAUAGCCUUUCUGUUUCCAAUUAUCGCAUGAACUGGAAACCUGAGCAAACUGAUAUUAUAAAAAUCACUCAGUAAUUUAACUGUCUCCCCACCCUGAUUCAACUUCUAGCGAGGCAGGGUAGAUAGGUAAAGUGAGGGCUAGGGGUAUGUAGAGUAAGCCGUUUGUACCAGAGUUUUGUGCCAUUUAUCACAUCAAUUUUUAUUUUAAAUAUUUAUCUGUUUCCCUUAAAGCUGUUCCCACACUGUGUACGGGAAGGUCUUGCAUUGCAUUCCAUUACACAGUACCAGACCACAGCAUUUAAACAACACUGUUUCUCCCUCCGUUCUUUUCAACUUUGUUCCCCAGUCACUGAAUCACCAAUCAGUUGGAAGUUGUUACUCUCGUGAUUCUUUGCAAAUCUAUUGUUGCUUUGGACACUUGAGCUUGUUCACCACGAGGUGGGGCAUUUGGAACAGUGAAGCACUCUUGUCAAAGUGGAGCCCACCAGCUGAGAGCUCAGUGUCACAAAGCUGUGGUGAUCAGGCUCUCUGAUUCAGCAAGAAGCAGUGUACCAAAAGCUGGGAAGACAAACUGGUAUUGAAAUGGAAGUUCAUUCAAUCAAUAUUUCUGACUAUGUAGUAAAUGUUUUUGGCUUCACAAAUUACAUUGAAUGUACAGCACAAAAAUAGGAGAUUCGGGGAUAGGAGAGUUGAUGGAUUAACUACCAGGAGGACGUUUCACUUUAUGAGGGCAUCAGUAACUACGGGCACAGUUGAUUCAGUCUGUGCUGACGGCUAUGAAGUGAGCAAUCUGAUAUCUGCGGACCCUGUGAAAAGAAAAUGUGGCUUCCGUGCUGAAUACUUCAUCAAGCCUCCUGUACAUGUUACCAUUUCAUUCCCAUUUAACGUGGAACUAUGUAAGAUUGACAUAGAUGUGUCGGCCAGCUUACAAAACUCUUCAAGGUUGGAUAUUUAUACAUGUACCACACACAGUAAGGAUAUGACAUGGAAUGGAGCUCCCUCACACAGCUCUCCAUCAGCAGACCACGCCUUUUCUGACAGUGAUGUUUUCACAUUGGUGGGGAAGGCCAUGUUGAAAAACCAAAACAAAGUGUCCUUCAGACAUAAAGCCUUUAAAGCCAGGGCUCCUUUUCGUGAAUUUACUGAGCAUUCUGUUGUUGCUGAUGGUACCUUUGUGCAGGAUUUGUGGAAUAAGGGUCAGUUUUCACUGACAAAUAUAAAUCACCUCAGGAUCUCCAUUGCUUAUGUGUCAGGUGGCAGUUUGCCGUGCUUAAGGAAGGUUGACAUCUGGGGCCAACCAUCGUGGUCUUGCCCUCGUAAUAUCAUAGAAUGUGCCUUCAGAGUUUAUCAGAAAUACAAAGCUGAACCAUCAAUUCCAAUACUCACUCAGGAAAAUGUUUCUGUCACCCAGUCUAGUAAUGCACCGAGAGACGGCCUGCACCCAGAUGUUAGCAGCUCUUCAGUGACCAGUGGGAAUGUUCCAGAAGAAUUUCUGGACCCCAUCACUUCUGAGAUCAUGAUCCUCCCAAUGUUGCUUCCCUGUGGGAAAGUGAUUGAUCAGAGUACUCUGGACAAAUACAAUCAGUGUGAAGCCACAUGGGGCAGAGUGCCAAACGACCCCUUCACAAAUGUUCCCUUCAGCCGGAAUUCCAAACCAGUCCCACACUCAACUCUGAAAGCAAGGCUGGAUUAUUUCCUGCUGCGGACCUCGAUACCGGAUCGUGCCGUUGUGGGGAGGACUCAUGUUGGAUUUGUUGCCUCAUCUGCAGUGAAGAGAAAGUCAGACUCCCCACAGGGCGUAGUCACAAAUCCUAUCUUGGAAGGACUAAAUGCUGGCAUUAGUGGGAACUCCACUGCUGUGCUAGACUGUGGUGAAAAGCGAUUCAAAACAGGAAUGAGAAAACCGCAAGAGCCUGUACAAGAUUUGGGUCCGGUUUCCCAUGAGCAGAGGUUGUCUCAAAGUCUGGAUAAUGCUUUAACUUCUGCCUUAAGUACACUGCCAACCUUCACAGUUCGGCACAGGCAAGACCAGCAACAGCCAGUAGCCGGCAGCAUCUCUGACUGCACACAAGUUUGUCUCAUUGAAACUUACAGAAUACUGAUAGGUCUGGAGAGCGUGGAUGUGGAGAACAUGUUCGGGUACAGCCUCAGAGUGAAGGCACAACCCUUUAGAACUGAAAUUAGGAAUUUCUUCAGCCAGAGGGUGUGUUGAAUCUUUGGAACACAUUACCACAGAGAGCGAUGGAGGCUAAUUCUCAAGUAUUUGAUUCAUCAGGGGAUCAAAGGUUACAGAGAGAAGGCAAGAGAAUGGGGAUGAGAAACAUAUUAGCCAUAAUCAAAUGGCAGAGCAGACCCAAUGACCUGACUGGCCUAAUUCUGUUCCUGCAUCUUAUGCUCUUAGGGUCUACAAUCAGAAACUGAAGGGAAAUGUUUAGAGAAAUUUAUUGUAAAUCUGAGCUGCCGGAAAAUUGGAUUUAUCUGAUUGUGAAUUGUUAUGACAAUUGGAGCAAGUGCCAAUACAGGUCGUCUUCUGCCAAACUAAAUUGGGAAUCAGCUUCCUUUUUGUAGAAUAGUCUACAGAAAGUGUAUCUGAUAGAACUUACUGUUGAUAUUUAUGAAGAUGAAUACUUUUUUUAAUUGUUGAAAUGGCUUUCACCUGAAUUGAACUCACUAUUGUCAUAAUUGCCUAGGUCAUGAUUCAUCUUAAUAUUAUAGAAGUGACUUUUGGUUUGGAGAAGAGUAAAUUUAUACGGGAAAGGUAAUUGAAAUGCUAAAUUUGAAAAAUUUCCAUGACAUCUCAAAUAAUAUCAGUGCAAGGGUUCCAUGUGAACUUGUCAGGUCAAGGUCAGGAAAGAGGGAAAGUCAUAAAAGCGAGGUAAAAACAAUGACUGCAGAUGC
Messenger RNA from Chiloscyllium plagiosum (whitespotted bambooshark), 2996 nucleotides. Lineage: Eukaryota; Metazoa; Chordata; Chondrichthyes; Orectolobiformes; Hemiscylliidae. The record is from RefSeq and is a predicted model, not a curated record.